Molecule: messenger RNA, 2907 nt
Organism: Hemicordylus capensis (graceful crag lizard)
Lineage: Eukaryota; Metazoa; Chordata; Lepidosauria; Squamata; Cordylidae
Product: hippocalcin-like protein 4
Exons: 4
Coding region: 500-1075 (191 amino acids)
Molecular function (GO): calcium ion binding
Source: RefSeq, a predicted model, not a curated record
UCCGCCUUGCUGGUGUCAGUCUCCACGCAGGCUUUGGCUCUGCUGCGGCACCGGUCCCCCGCCCGCCCCGCCCCCAGUUCUGGCGUCGUGGCGGAGCACUCCGUGCCCAGCGAGCGGGGGCGGGGGGGGUGUCCUGGAGAGCGAGCACACAGGCCGAGCAGGAGCAGGAGCAGGAGCCUCCCCCGCUCCUCCGUGCCCGGAGUGGGGCACGAGCCAGAGCGCUCCACCUGGAGGCGCCGCCGGUGCUGACGAGUGGCACUCCUGGCAGCCAAUGAGGGGCCCUGCCUGCUCCCAGCGAGGAGGAGGGGCGCGUGCUGCUGCUGCGGCGCCAAGAGGAGGAGCGCGCGCGAGGCAGAGCAGGUGGAGGGGAGCGAGCGCAGCGCCCCAGCAGCUUCUGCCCUGGUGGGUGGCUUAAGCGCUCCCCGCUGGGGCUCGGACGGUGACCUGGGCAGCAGGUAGCCCUGGGGUCCGGCAGCAGACCUGCUACCAAGAACCAGCGAUGGGCAAGCACAACAGCAAGCUGGCUCCAGAAAUGCUGGAUGACUUGGUGAGGAGUACAGAAUUCAAUGAGCAGGAGCUGAAGCAGUGGUACAAGGGCUUUCUAAAAGAUUGCCCCACUGGCAUCCUCAACUUAGAGGAAUUCCAGCAACUCUACAUCAAGUUUUUCCCCUAUGGUGAUGCAUCCAAGUUUGCCCAGCAUGCUUUCCGCACAUUUGAUAAAAAUGGUGAUGGGACCAUUGAUUUCCGGGAGUUCAUUUGCGCACUCUCUGUCACCUCCAGAGGAAGCUUUGAGCAAAAGUUGAACUGGGCCUUUGAGAUGUACGACUUGGAUGGGGAUGGCAAGAUAACACGCUUGGAGAUGCUGGAGAUAAUCGAGGCCAUCUACAAAAUGGUGGGUACGGUCAUCAUGAUGAGAAUGAACCAAGAUGGGCUGACACCUCAGCAGCGUGUUGACAAGAUCUUCACCAAGAUGGACAAGGACAAAGAUGACCAGAUUACCCUAGAAGAGUUCAAGGAAGCUGCUAAGAGCGACCCUUCAAUUGUCCUCCUGCUGCAGUGUGACAUGCAGAAAUAGAGAGCAGGGCGGUGGGGGGGCGGGGGGGCGGGACACUGAAUCCCGCAUCUCCUUCCCUUGCUUGGAGCUGCAGACCACACUUCCUAAGAUGGGGUGUGCUCUGUUUCGCAUGAACAUCUUGGUCCAGUUGAAUCCCUAAUAUGAACAUCUCGAUAGUUAAAACACCAACCAUUUCCCCCACAAUCCAUGGGGAAAAUGGGUUGUUCCCAAGGCUAUACCAAUAAAUCCCACUUGUGAUGGCCUGCCCAAAUCCAUGACCGUCAGUGCAAGACUUAGAAUUCCCAAGGUUCUCAGCUAUACAAGCUUAUAUUCAGGAGGCUCUCUUCUUCCUGAUGACCACUAAUAUAAUCUUCAGGUGUGCCCCAUAUAUACCGUUCAGAUGUAUCUUCUUCCCUUCACUGUCCUGAAACCUGCCCACCUCCAAUGGGAAUCAGUGAUUUUCUCCUCUUCCACAUCCCUCCCUACCUUCCUGAACAGCCAGUGGCAGCUAGUGUGCUUUUACAUUUUUGAUCCAGUUGAAACAAGCUAGCCUUCGUUUUCAGACAUCUCUCGUCAUAAAUAGAGUGAGGCUACCUAUUGUUGAAGACCAUAUUACUGCUGAUGUGAAGUGGCUCUUGCUAACCUUACGCCGUCUUGAAAAUGUUUGUUUAACUCUUCCUACUGAGUUAAUCUUGAUUUAGCAAAUGUUAACCCUUAUCCUGGUGGGGAGGGAGAGGCACGUGCUUUUUCAAAGGGUUAAAGCAUUUAUUUGUGAAGGGUGGUUGCCUGGCAGGCAGGGGGAAAUGCUGCGAGAUUCUGGGACUGUUGAGCAGAUUCUCUCCCGUCAGACUUUUUUGACGGCUCAUUUUCCUUAGAAAUUGUUCUGUUUGUAUCUGUGGUAUGGAGAGUUUUUCGAGAACUUGGAGCGAUUCAAAACUAGCAUUUCUAGGACCAAAUCUUCAGUGUUGAGGGAGACCUAACAGUAUUGAACGGCUGUGGAAAUUAGUAGCUUGCUUUGGGGUCCCCAUCCCCCCGCUUUUCAUGUUGUGCCCUGGAAGGAAGUUGUGCUUCCCAGAUUAGCAAAGAGCGGAAAAAAUCAGAACUUGGAAUCACAGGUGAUUAAAUUAAGUAUUCUCUCAUGAGGUUGCUGAAUAGCACUUGGUGCUGAAUUUUCUGAGGAUAAAUUGUUAAACAGGUGGUCUGCUUUAACAAUUUAAGGAUAAAUUGUUAAAAGGUCUGCUCCCCCCCCCUUCUUCCUCUUACACUGUACCUCUCUGGAAUGCAUCCGUCCUAGAACAGGGUAACUGUAUGAAGCUAUCAGCAUGGAGUCACAUGAUGGCUGGGUGGGUACAACUUCAUGCUUGCAGGUUAGUGUUGUGACACCAUCUGCACUGAAAGAAAAAUGCCCCAAACUGGGGGAAAUGUUUGUGAAAAUCAGCCCUGGAGAAGGUGAGGUGGGAGAAGAAGGGAAACCUAGUGGAAACCUCUGCUUAUGAUCUUUGAAUGUUCUGAGAAGGGCUGCAGCUGGUGGAGAGGAGAUCUGAGUGGAGUGAAAUGACAGAGAGCUGGUUCUGCUGGACUCUCCAAAAGGCUCUCGGACUAAAAGCAAAGUGAUUCCCAUGGGAAGCACCCCUGGACCAGCCUCUUAUGUGAGACCACAAGCUCCCUGCUCCCUGGUUCCCUUGCUGCCUCUGCCCUUCUGAAUUCCCAUCCUGGUCUGAAGCCUAUUCUUGGAUAUGUAUCCAGUCUGCUUGUUGUGAUUGUGAAAAUCGUAAUUGUUUAGAAACAGUGAUGUUUAUAUAACACUUUUUAAAAUAAAUUUUUUUUGGGGGGGAAUAACUCACUCUGUUGGA